Messenger RNA from Euleptes europaea (tarantolino), 1299 nucleotides. It is a transcript of the gene KCNJ12, whose product is annotated as potassium inwardly rectifying channel subfamily J member 12. Gene Ontology annotation, biological process: regulation of monoatomic ion transmembrane transport; potassium ion import across plasma membrane. Gene Ontology annotation, cellular component: plasma membrane. The record is from RefSeq and is a predicted model, not a curated record. NCBI's taxonomy places the organism in Eukaryota, Metazoa, Chordata, Lepidosauria, Squamata, Sphaerodactylidae. The coding region runs from base 1 to 1299 and encodes 432 amino acids. Gene Ontology annotation, molecular function: inward rectifier potassium channel activity. The transcript has a single exon.
AUGAGUACAGGCAGAGUCACCUCUUACAGCAUUGUAUCUUCCGAGGAAGACGGGUUGACUUUGACCACCAUGCCUGGAGUGAACGGCUUUGGCAACGGCAAGAUCCACACGAGGAGGAAAUGUCGGAACCGGUUUGUGAAGAAGAACGGCCAGUGCAAUGUGGAGUUUACCAACAUGGAUGAUAAGUCUCAAAGGUAUAUUGCGGACAUGUUCACAACGUGCGUGGACAUCCGUUGGAGGUAUAUGUUGUUGCUCUUCUCCCUUGCCUUUCUGGUCUCCUGGUUGUUAUUUGGUCUUGUUUUUUGGCUGAUCGCACUCGUGCAUGGCGAUUUAGAGAAGCCAACGGCCGACGAGACGUUCACCCCUUGCCUCCUGCAAGUGAACGGCUUUGUUGCUGCGUUCUUGUUCUCCAUCGAGACUCAAACGACUAUCGGCUACGGAUUCCGUUGCGUGACAGAGGAGUGCCCGCUAGCUGUCUUCAUGGUCGUCCUUCAGUCCAUCGUGGGGUGUAUAAUAGACUCGUUCAUGAUCGGUGCUAUCAUGGCAAAAAUGGCUAGGCCCAAGAAAAGGGCUGAAACGUUACUCUUCAGCCAUCAUGCAGUCAUUGCCAUGAGAGACGGCAAGCUUUCUCUGAUGUGGAGAGUGGGUAAUCUUCGAAAGAGCCACAUUGUUGAAGCUCACGUCCGAGCUCAACUAAUUAAGCCCCGUAUCACCGAAGAAGGGGAAUACAUCCCACUUGACCAAAUAGACAUUGACGUUGGGUUUGACAAAGGCUUGGACCGUAUAUUCUUGGUGUCUCCUCUCACCAUCCUUCAUGAAAUCAGUGAAGACAGCCCGCUGUUUGGGAUCAGCCGGCAGGAUUUGGAAAACGAUGAUUUUGAAAUUGUAGUCAUCCUGGAGGGUAUGGUGGAAGCCACCGCCAUGACAACCCAAGCCCGGAGUUCCUACUUGGCCAGCGAAAUCCUCUGGGGCCACCGCUUCGAGCCCGUCUUGUUUGAAGAGAAGAACCAAUACAAAGUGGACUACUCGCACUUCCACAAGACCUACGAGGUCCCCUCGACCCCGUGCUGCAGUGCCAAGGACUUGAUGGAAAACAAAUUUCUCCUCCCAAGCACCAACUCCUUCUGUUAUGAGAACGAACUGGCCUUCAUGAGCCGCGAUGAGGAGGAGGAGGAGGAGGAAGAUGACGACAGUAGGGGUUUGGACGAUCCAAAUUCAGACGCCCAACCUGAAUUCGACAGGCUUCAGGCGACAGUUGCCCUCGACCAAAGGUCGUACAGAAGGGAAUCGGAAAUAUGA